Molecule: messenger RNA, 666 nt
Organism: Lachancea thermotolerans CBS 6340
Lineage: Eukaryota; Fungi; Ascomycota; Saccharomycetes; Saccharomycetales; Saccharomycetaceae
Gene: PIS1
Product: CDP-diacylglycerol--inositol 3-phosphatidyltransferase
Exons: 1
Coding region: 1-666 (221 amino acids)
Biological process (GO): phosphatidylinositol biosynthetic process
Cellular component (GO): membrane; Golgi apparatus
Molecular function (GO): CDP-diacylglycerol-inositol 3-phosphatidyltransferase activity
Source: RefSeq, a predicted model, not a curated record
AUGGCAAAGGUUACUGCAUCGCAGGUGUUGUGGUAUGUGCCCAACCAGAUUGGGUACAUGCGGGUGUUCACGGCAAUUUUGUCGUUUUUCCUGAUGGCUAAACAUCCCAUUUGGACGACGUGGAUAUACGGGAUCUCGUGUCUGCUCGACGCGCUGGACGGAACAAUGGCGCGCAAGUACAACCAGACCAGCGGGUUCGGCGCGGUCCUGGACAUGGUCACGGACCGGUCCACGACGAGUUCGCUGAUCUGCUUCCUGUGCGUACUGUUCCCCCGGUACGCGCCCGUGUUCCAGCUGCUGAUCUCGCUGGACCUGUCGAGCCACUACCUGCACAUGUACGCGACGCUGAGCACGGGUGGCGCGUCGCACAAGACCAUCGAGAAGGAGCAAUGGCUGCUGUACAUGUACUACAGCCGUCGGUGGGUGCUGUUCACGGUGUGCGCGUUCAACGAGCUGUUCUACCUGGCGUUGUACCUGUACGGAUUCCCCCAGCUGAAGCACUUCGACGUGCCCCUGUGGGGGCGCGCGCACAUCGGCGGCGUGAUGGCGGCGGUGUGCCUGCCGGGGUACGUGUUUAAGCAGGUGGCGAACGUAAUACAGCUGAAGCGCGCGGCGCUGCUGCUGGCGUCGAAAGACGCGGAGGCGGCGAGCGAGAAGCGCGCGUGA